AUGGAAAAUUGUAUACCUAAGCAUUUCACUCUUUCUGGAAUGUCAGGAUAUUCGCUAACCCGCAGAGAACCAUUUAGGACUAUUAGAACUUACAUACAAAAUAAAACUAAUUUCUUAAAAACGGUGAAGGACAAAAAUUUAUUUAGAAAUGAAUGCAAACUAUUAGCUGAUUAUGUAAUUGGAAAAAUGUCUCCUCCGAAGUCUAUAUCUCCUACUAUGUGGGAAGCGUUAUUGAAGUUUUAUCUAAAUCAUUACUUUAAAAAUUUAACUAAAUAUGGUGGAUGUCCUAUGAUCUUAAAAAAAGAACAUAAAGAACUUUUAGAAUUAAAAUAUAAAGAAGAGGAUUUCUGUAAAAAAAGAAGUAUAGAUUUGAAUGUAAUAGAAACAAUAAAAAAAAAAAACUCAGGUAAAUGUGAAAAUACAUGUUUAGACAAAUGCAAAACAUAUAAUGCAUGGAUUAAAGAGAUGCAGAAGCAAUUUGAAGAAAAGAAAAACCUCUUCGAAAGAUGUUACAAAGUGGAACCAGCAAAAAAGACCAAAAAACUAACUAAAGAAUCGACAUGUGAUAUAAUGAAUCAAGAAACUUUUAAAGAACUUUCUGAAUGUAUAACCCCGAAUUCAGCAGAAAGUACUGAAGGUUUACUUGAAACAGAAAAAAAAGGUUUAGAAACUCAAAUUCAAAAUACAGCUCAAAUUAUACCCAAAUCUCACGUACAACAAGAAAUAGAUGUGCCAAUUUCACCCGAAGCUCAAACUGAACUUGAACUACAAAAUCCACCACAACCUCCACCAAAACUUAUUAAAAGUGAAGCUUCAGAAAUUCAUCAUUCAACUAAUGAAACUAAGGAUUCACAAUCUUUAGCAGAUGCAUCAUUAGAAGAAGCUAAUAGUUCUGAAGAUGUACAUGUAGUAUCAGAAGAUACUACUGCAUUACCCUCUCCACCUUUUCAAGACAUACAAUUAUCUCCUGGUCGUGAAAUUACCAAGCCAAUUCAUAAAUCAUCGACAUAUACCUUAGCACAUAGUCCUCCUCAAAUACCCCAUACUCCAGAACACACAAUAUAUGAUGAUGAAGAAAUUAUAAAAAAAAUAAAAAUAAAUGAACUUACAACAAAUGUAAAUUUAUCAAAGCGAACAAGAGACAGAACCAAAACCAUAGUAGAAGUACAUAUGGAAGUACUCGAAGAAUUUAGAAAUAAAGAAUGGGAAAACAACAAAGACGAAUUCUUAGAAAUAUGCAUAGAUGAGUUCAAAAAAGAGGAUAAUAUAACCUAUCCUAAUUUAAUUGAUGAUGAUCUAAUAACAGAAAAUAUUAAAAGUAGUAAUGAUAUUAAACAACAAAAUAUUCUACGUAAUAAAUGGAUUGAAAGUAACAGAAAUAUUUCUGAAAAAUUGAAAAAAGCAAACUGGUUUAUUAAUUUAAAAAAUGAAUGGAAAAAAGAACUAUAUUAUAUACAAGAAAUGGAAGAAUUAAAAAUGAAAUAUAAUAAUGAAAAGCACAAUGUUCUAUUUUUACAAAGAGAAAAAGAUAUAUGGAAACAAUGGAUAUCAAAAAAGGCUAUUAUUAUAGAACAGUAUUUGGAACAGGAAUGCUUCAAUGAAUUCUCAGAGGAUUUUCACAAUAUAUCAGAUCAAUAUCUAAAUGAAAAUACUAAAAACUAUAUAUCAUUAAUGAAUAUAGAAGAAUUCCAAAAAAAAGAAAAUUAUGUGGAAUUAUAUAAAUAUGUAAAAAAAAAAUUAAUAACAAGGCUAUGUAUUCUAGUUCUUAUGACGAUAUUAGAAGAAUGUAAAAAGGAGGUGAACUUUGAAAAUAGGGAAUCAUAUUUGGAUAAUUCCAUAAAUGAAUCAAAGAAAGGAGUAUAUUCAUAUAAAAAACCAGUAAUUACAGAAAAUAUAAUUAAAUAUAAUAGUAAUGAUUUAGAAUAUAUAAAAAAUAAAGAAAUCCAUGCUCAUAUAGGGAAUAAUACUUUCAGGAAUGAGAUAGAAAACUGGGUAAAAUAA
Messenger RNA from Plasmodium malariae, 2001 nucleotides. RefSeq names its product STP1 protein. The transcript has 3 exons. NCBI's taxonomy places the organism in Eukaryota, Apicomplexa, Aconoidasida, Haemosporida, Plasmodiidae. The record is from RefSeq and is a predicted model, not a curated record. The coding region runs from base 1 to 2001 and encodes 666 amino acids.